GGUAUCACACAGGACAACAACCACCAGCAGCAGCACCAGAGCAGCAGCCGCUGAUCCACCAGAGCAGCAACAUGACCUCCAGCAGCAUGAACAUGAUGAGCAGGAUUGUCUUCUACGAGGACAGGAACUUCCAGGGCCGUUCCUACGAGUGCAGCAGCGACUGCGCUGACAUGUCGUCCUACCUGAGCAGGUGUCACUCCUGCAGGGUGGAGAGAGGCUGCUUCAUGGUCUACGACCGCACCAACUUCAUGGGCAACCAGUACUUCAUGAGGAGAGGAGAGUACGCCGACUACAUGAGCAUGAUGGGAAUGAGCGACUGCAUCAGGUCCUGCCGCAUGAUCCCCAUGUACCGCGGCUCCUACAGGAUGAGGAUCUAUGAGAGGGAGAACUUUGGAGGACAGAUGCACGAGCUGAUGGACGACUGUGACAACGUCAUGGACCGGUACCGCAUGUCCAACUGCAUGUCGUGUCACGUGAUGGACGGACACUGGCUGAUGUACGAGCAGCCCCACUACAGAGGCAGGAUGAUGUACAUGAGGCCUGGAGAGUACAGGAGCUUCAUGAACAUGGGCAUGGGCAGCAUGAGGUUCAUGAGCAUGAGACGCAUCAUGGACUCCUACUAUUAGAGUUGCCAUGGAAACACUGAACAUGAAUCAAUAAAGUUGGUUUAAUUUUAA
Mugil cephalus (flathead mullet) is the source of this 677-nucleotide messenger RNA. Its product is annotated as gamma-crystallin M2-like. The transcript has 3 exons. Gene Ontology annotation, biological process: visual perception; lens development in camera-type eye. Bases 72 to 626 code for a protein of 184 amino acids. The record is from RefSeq and is a predicted model, not a curated record. Gene Ontology annotation, molecular function: structural constituent of eye lens. Lineage: Eukaryota; Metazoa; Chordata; Actinopteri; Mugiliformes; Mugilidae.